Molecule: messenger RNA, 1187 nt
Organism: Hemiscyllium ocellatum (epaulette shark)
Lineage: Eukaryota; Metazoa; Chordata; Chondrichthyes; Orectolobiformes; Hemiscylliidae
Product: zinc-binding protein A33-like
Exons: 6
Coding region: 1-1059 (352 amino acids)
Molecular function (GO): protein binding
Source: RefSeq, a predicted model, not a curated record
AUGGCGCCAGAGAGUGGCGACUCUAUACGACACUACUCGCUGUAUUUUGAUAAGCUUGAAAAGUCACUAAGUUUCCUGCAACAACAAAUGGAGGAGGUCUUUCGGAGCCAGAAUGAAGAAGAAACAAAUAUGAUCCAGCUCAAGAAAAUGGCGGAGAGCCUGGAGCAGAACAUCGCGGCUGAGUUCACCACGUUGCACCAGUUCCUCAACGACGAAGAGGAACUGAUGAAAGGGAAGCUGAAAGAUGACGUGGAGAGGCUGACCAGGCUGCUCAGGGAGAACCUGCAAAGGAUUACUGAGAAGCGGGCUUCCAUUGAAUGCACCAUCCUGGAAAUCCAGCAAAGGCUCAAUGUCCAGGAGACAGCCUUCCUCGCGGAUGUGAAAUCUCUCAUCGAAAGGUCGUACGUGAAGUUUAAGAAACCAGCCGAGGUUCCUCUCAACCUGCUCCUUGGUGAAUUUGGCGGGCCCCUACAGCUCAUCGUGUGGAGGCGGAUGUUAAGUGUCAUCAGUCCAGUGCCGGCCGCGCUGACCCUGGAGCGGAACACGGCGCACCCGGAGCUGCUGAUCUCCGAGGACCUGCGGAGCGUGCGGCUGAGCGACACCUGGCAGGAGCUGCCCGACAACCCGGAGCGCUUCGACGACUGCGUGAGCGUGCUGUCGGCGCAGGGCUUCGCCUCGGGCCGCCACUACUGGCAGGUGGAGGUGGGCAGCAAGACCAUGUGGGACGUCGGCCUGGCCAAGGAGUCGGUCAGCCGCAAGGGCAACAUCAUCCUGUCGCCGGAGGACGGCUUUUGGACCAUCUGGCUGCGGAACGGCAACGAGUACGAGGCGCUGUCCACCCCGUCCGCCUUCCUAUCGCUGCGCUCCAAGCCCCACACCAUCGGUGUCUUCCUGGACUACGAGAAGGGGCAAGUGUCCUUCUACAACGCCGACGACAUGUCCGUCAUCUACACCUUCACCGACACCUUCCACGAGAAACUCUUCCCCUACUUCAGCCCCGGGGAGAGCGACGGGGGCAAGAAUGCGGAGCCCCUUACCCUCUGUGUGCUCCGGUUGUAGGGAGAACCUGCUUGGAGGGGGGGGGGGGAAAGGGGGCUAAAAAAUACCCCCCUUCAACCAACCACCCCCCCUCCCCCUUCCCGGACCAGCCGCGACCUUUAUAGUUUAUUCUGCACCUCCCUCACUCC